This is a messenger RNA of Astyanax mexicanus (Mexican tetra), 2975 nucleotides long. It is a transcript of the gene pim1, whose product is annotated as Pim-1 proto-oncogene, serine/threonine kinase. The coding region runs from base 277 to 1248 and encodes 323 amino acids. Lineage: Eukaryota; Metazoa; Chordata; Actinopteri; Characiformes; Acestrorhamphidae. Gene Ontology annotation, cellular component: cytoplasm. The record is from RefSeq and is a predicted model, not a curated record. The transcript is spliced from 6 exons. Gene Ontology annotation, molecular function: protein serine/threonine kinase activity; ATP binding. Gene Ontology annotation, biological process: protein autophosphorylation; negative regulation of apoptotic process.
AGCCGGCGUGUUUAUUGUGAGUAGCGCGCCCGGGACAACGAUUUCACAGUUUUCCAGCUCUUCAGCGCUUGUGUUUGUUUUUAUACCAACUUGAUGACUCUUUUCUGGGGUUAUUCUUCGUUUUGAGCCGCACUUCAGAGCUUUAAUCUGGAUGAGAAGCUCGUUUUUGUCGUGCUCUUUUGGCUUCCACAAGAAAGGCUUGGAUUUUAAACGCGGAACGGAUUAAACUUCUUCUCACGGAUUAUUCAAGUAAAACAAGCUCAAGGAAGGAAAGAAAUGCUUCUGUCCAAGCUCAACUCGUUCGCUCACAUCUCUGCCGUGGAUAUGCCUGCAAAAAUUCAGCUUCAUCCAGUGAAGGAGAAGGAGCCGUUUGAGAAGGUUUACCAGGUCGGAUCCGUGUUGGGAAGCGGCGGAUUCGGCACGGUGUACGCUGGCUUGCGGAUAGCCGAUGGCGCGCCGGUUGCUAUCAAGCAUGUGGCGAAGGAUCGUGUGACCGAAUGGGGAGAAUUGCCCAUCACAGGAGCUCGUGUACCAAUGGAAAUCGUCCUUCUGAAGAAGGUCAGCACCGGUUUCAGAGGUGUGAUCAAGAUGCUGGACUGGUACGAGCGCCCCGACAGCUUCAUCAUCGUGAUGGAAAGGCCGGAAAACGCGAAAGACCUCUUCGACUUUAUCACGGAAAAGGGAGCUCUGCCCGAGGAGCUUGCACGCAGCUUUUUCCGCCAAGUGCUCGAGGCGGUCAGGCACUGCCACAACAGCGGCGUCGUUCACCGAGACAUCAAGGACGAGAACAUUCUGAUUGACCUGCGUAGUGGAGAGCUCAAGCUGAUCGACUUUGGGUCCGGAGCUCUUCUCAAGGACACGGUGUACACCGACUUUGACGGUACACGCGUUUACAGUCCUCCAGAGUGGAUCAAAUACCAUCGGUACCACGGAAGGUCAGCCACGGUGUGGUCUCUGGGAAUCCUGCUGUACGACAUGGUCUGCGGAGACAUCCCCUUCGAGCAAGACGAGGAGAUCGUCCGCGGCCAGGUGCUCUUCAGGCGCAGGAUCUCGACUGAAUGCCAGCAGCUCAUUAAGUGGUGUCUGGCUCUGCGUCCCGCCGACCGCCCGUCCUUCGAAGACCUCGUCAACCACCCUUGGAUGCAGAGCUCCAGCACGAACGCGCCCCCCGCGGACGGAGCAGAGAUUCGCCUGCACAGUCUGAGCCACGAGUCCACGGCCUUCACCACCGUCGCGGUGUGCAAAUGACUCUCUCGUGCGAAAGACUUUCACUAGAACACACUACUACAUCAGUUAGCCUGGCGGCUGCUCCUCACUGAACUGAAUGCACUCUGGUGCGGGAAACUUUUUAAACAUUUUUGAAAUGUGAAAUGUUUGGGGUUUUUAAGCGAAGGAAGCUAGCUGCUGAUUGGUGGGAUGGUGGGAUGGGUCUGAUUGAUUAAUUGAUUGAUUGAUCUCAGAGAAGAGACUUGUAGUCUUGUCUCGUCUCGUCUCUCGUCCUAUCUCUUAAUUAAGAGAAAGAGAGAGAGAUAGUCAGGAAGCCCAGGACCCCUGUCGAGAUGAUGGUCUGGUCCAGUCUGGUCUGGUCCAGUAGGAACCUGAAACCUGGAAUGAACCACUUUUCAGGGAAGGGGGUGUUAGGACCCAAAAGGGGGCGAGCUGAUUGUGAUUGUCCGGCCACGAGUCGGAUCUGCAAACUUGAAGCAGUCAGUGCUUGUUGUGAUGAUGGUGAUGGUGAUGGUGAUGAUGAUGAUGGUGGUGAUCAAGAAGAAGAAGAUGAGAAAAGGCACACCUGUGAACAGACUGAAACAAAAUGUAUAUAUAUAUAUAUUUAUUUAAAUAUAUAUAUAUAUAUAUGAAAAACUGAAAGCAUCUUCCAAAAAAAAAAAAAAGAGGGGGAUGAGGAAGAAGAAGAAGAAGAAGAAGAAAAGGAGGAUGAGCUCCUGUUUAGUGCCUUCUGUAAGAGUUUGGAAAUACUUGAAUUGAGUAAUAGCCACUGUACCACUCUGCUCCUUAACCAGAUGUCAGUUUUCUUAUUUUUAUUUAAUUUAAUUUAAAUCAAUUUCCUCUCUUGCUUCCAUCUCUCCGUCCUGAGAGAGUAACCAAAACGACCUCAGAAAACCUGUGCAGAACGACGGUCUUACCUCUUUCUUCAAUUCUCUUCUCUUUCUCUUCUGUAAACACACAGAUAUACACACACACAGAUACACAGACAGACAGACAGACAUACUGACUGGGUAACCCCUCACAGCUACCACAGCAUCUACCACUCACUCGUACUACUCACAGAUGCACACAGCAAUGCAAAGUUCAACAUACAACGUUAUGGAGGAUUAAAAAAAAAGAUUACUACUUUUUUUUUUUUUUUUUUUCGUGUGUGAAAUAUAUUGUAUAUUGUAAAUAUCUUGUCUUUAUGACUCUAAAUUCCGAGACACGGCCUAUGUAAAUAUUGAUAUAUUUAUUUGAAUGUCUUGAAGCGAGAUCGAAGUUGAUCGAAGUGGAAUUAUUUAUUUAUUUAUGCAGAAAUAAGAAAAAAAAAACAGUUUUGUUGUACAACAUUCUCAUUCCACGUUUUUUUUUUUUUUUUAAGGGCCCACAAACUAUUUAAAUAUUUUUACUAUAUUUAAGGCCACUAUGAGCAGAUGUGUACAUAUGUAAAUAAACUUUAUAUAAGCACUUCCUUUCUUAUUUUAUUUUUUAUUUUUUUUUCUGAAAAAAGUCUACUGAAUUUUUUUUUUUUUUUUUUUGGGAGAAUAAAUAAACCCGAGUUGUCUGCUGUGCACAUUGUUUUAGAGGAAUGUCAUCAUUACCAACAACAAACCUACAUCAUAAUUAUUGUUUUGGAGUUCACCUCUAGUUGCAUGACUGCAGCUUGGAUUUGUUUUGUUUUGUUUUGUUUGUUUAGCAAUUGUAAAUUACCUUUUAGGAAGUUAUUUUUCUACACAAUUUCAAUAAAUAUUUUUUUAAACAUUGAA